AUGCUCCAAAGAGAGGCAACAGUACUGGGGAGUGGGAUUACAGACGACCAUCGUGAGAGAAAGACUAUGGAAAAAGUACAAAAUACCACUAAUGGAUAUGGCUGUUUUGAACACUGCACUCCUCUGGGACAGAGCACGUCCAGCUCACCCACCUCGGCUCCACUCAGUCGCCUCCUGAGAUGUGGGGCUCUGGUCCUUACUGUCGGCGUCGCGCUGUUGUUGUGUGCGUCCUUGGCUGCUCUCCACCUAUGGAAAGUCAGCGAUAAAAACGUUUAUAAUGUUCGCUACAGCAUGAACAUCAAUGGGGCGGUGAGGGAGGGCUCCGUGGAAAUUGAUUCUGACAACAACCUGGAGAGGUUUAAAACUGGGAGUGGAGCUGAGGAAGCCGUGGAGAUUCAUGACUUUGGAAUUGGAAUUACAGGAAUUCGCUUCUUUGGAGGUGACAAGUGUUACAUCAAAUCCCAAAUCAAAGCCAAUCUUCCGCACAUGGGAGCUCACAACAAAGAGUCGCUAAUGUUCGACCAGAUGGAUGAAUUAAUGCCGGUGAGGUUUGACGAUGGCUUCCUCGUAUGGGUCGCAGGAGAGCAGCCUCUAAAAGACACCAGUUUUCUGAGCCAAAAAAUCCUGGGUCUUUGUGGAGAACUUCCCAUUUACUGGCUCCAGCCUACCUAUGCUAAAGAUGGGGAGAGGAGAAGGAGAGACACGCAGCGAGCCAAACGGCAGUUUAGCAUGGAGGAGGUUGAGGCAGCUGCUGAGCAGAGGGACCCGGUGAGUCGCGCAGAGGACGACACCUCCAGGGUCGUGGAAGAGGAGGAAGGGGAGGGGGCACAGUCAACGGCGGGGUCUGCGUACAAUCCCGAAAACCCCUAUCACCGCGGCGGAGCGGCCGGAGGGGAAGGCGCCAUGACCUUUGACACCAUGUUAGACCACCAGGGGAUCUGCUGCUCAGAUUGCCAGCGCAGCUACACUCACUGUCAGAGAAUAUGCGAGCCCCUGCGUGGCUACUGGCCCUGGCCUUACAACCACAGAGGGUGCCAGGUAGCCUGCCGAGUCAUCAUGCCUUGCCGCUGGUGGGUGGCGCGCAUUCUAGGUGUUGUGUGAGACAACAUGCCACAUCCGUGAGGCAACAUACCUUUAUCUUCUUUUCUUUUUUCCCCCCAAAAAGGGUCACAACAUUUUGUUGGGCUUUGAUUCAGACAUGCGUGCAGAUAUUUAUUAUUUCACAGUAAAAACCCUCAUAGCUACACCUUAAUGACAUGAAAUGCGGAUCAUUGUGUGUGAUUAUCUGAAAGGUAAAACAGACUAUACAAUGUAUUUUACAUAAACAUGUUACAUAUAAACAGGUGCUCUCUCUUGGUAGGCACACUCUGCUUCUUCACGUAUAGCCAGAGUAAAAGUGGGAUACAUAAAUGGCAUGUUCCUAUUUGCAGCGACAGACUCACAAAUGAGCACAUUCAUUUUUUUGCAUAUCGUAAUGCCGAGGCUUAAUGCACUGUACUGUGUAUAAUGGAGGGUAUGGGACUGAAUCCAAAUGCUCUCCAGAUCAUGUACCUUUUCUGACUGA
Scophthalmus maximus (turbot) is the source of this 1564-nucleotide messenger RNA. It is a transcript of the gene cnmd, whose product is annotated as chondromodulin. Lineage: Eukaryota; Metazoa; Chordata; Actinopteri; Pleuronectiformes; Scophthalmidae. The record is from RefSeq and is a predicted model, not a curated record. Gene Ontology annotation, biological process: negative regulation of endothelial cell proliferation; negative regulation of angiogenesis. The transcript has 7 exons. The coding region runs from base 1 to 1101 and encodes 366 amino acids.